GUUUUCUUCUCGAGUUUUAAAGCCAUGUCAGCCAACGUCCGCUUGAUUGCCCGGUAGGUAUAUAACAAGAGACAUGGCGUUCCCUCAUCGCUUGUUUACUUACUUUCUUCCUAUCAUCCACUAACGAUUCCUCUCCUCACCUCCCAACGCACAACAAGCCCAAGACCACAAUGGCAGCCAACCAGGCGGCAUAUCUCCACAAAUCUGGCAGCCCCCUCGAGGUCAGCGACGCGCCAAUGCCCAAGGCCGGCCCCAACGAGAUCAUCGUCAAGAACGCCGCCAUCGCCAUCAACCCCCUCGACACCCACAUGGCGAGCGCCGGCGUCUUCGUGCAGGUGUGGCCCGCGAUCCUGGGGUGCGACGUGGCCGGCGUGGUCCACGAGGUCGGAUCCGAGGUCGCGCAGGAAGGCCGCUUCAAGGUCGGCGACCGCGUCAUCGGACACACCAUCAACCUGACCACCGGCAAGCCCCAGGACGCCGCCUACGCCCUGUACUCGGCCGUGCCCGCGAACAAGGCCGCCAUCCUACCCGGCGCGAUCCCCUUCACAGAAGGUGCCGUGAUACCCUUCGUGCUCGAAGCCGCCGUGUGCGCCCUAUGCGUCACCAAGCCUGGCAUAGCGCUUCCCGGCGUGCCGACGCCCGCCGUCGGGCUGCCCUACCCAUCCCUCGCCGACCCGGCAGCACCCCUCGACAAAACUCUCAUCGUCUACGGCGGCGCGUCGUCGGCCGGCUCCAUGGCGACGCAGCUGGCUUCCGCGGCCGGCAUCACCGUGGUCUCCGUCGCGGGCGCGCACAACGCCGCGUUUAGCAAGACGUGCGGCGCGACGGCCGUGCUCGACCGCGCGGACCCGAACCUCGCCGACAAGCUUGUCGCCGCUGUUAAUGAGGCCGGAAACGAGUUCGUUGGCAUCUUCGACGCCGUCUGCUCGCCCGAGACGUACGCCCACGACCUCGCCGUGCUGGCGCGCUUGGGAGGUGGCCACCUCGCGUGCGUCCACCCGCCGCCGUCUGAGGGGAUCCCAGAGAAUGUUCAGGCGGGAAUGAUUUUUGCUGUGAACGACGCGGCGACACCUGUUUGGAGGGACUGGGUUACCCCUGCGCUGCGCUCCGGCAGGCUCAGGCCGUUCCCGCCGCCGCUGGUUGUGGGCAAGGGGUUGGAGUAUAUCCAGACGGCGCUGGAGAAGUGUGUGGCCGGUGUGAGUGCUGCUAAGUUGGUUGUUGAGUUGUAG
Messenger RNA from Lasiosphaeria miniovina, 1229 nucleotides. Its product is annotated as putative quinone oxidoreductase. The record is from RefSeq and is a predicted model, not a curated record. NCBI's taxonomy places the organism in Eukaryota, Fungi, Ascomycota, Sordariomycetes, Sordariales, Lasiosphaeriaceae. The transcript has 2 exons. Gene Ontology annotation, molecular function: oxidoreductase activity, acting on NAD(P)H. The coding region runs from base 171 to 1229 and encodes 352 amino acids.